AUGAAAAGAAGAGAGCGUAGUUGGAUGUAUGAUAGACUCGACGGGCGCAAUCUUAAGCCCGACUUUCUCAAGGGGGUUGGAGAGUUCAUUGAGUUUUGCAAAGAGCAUCCAACAUGCAAUGAUGGUGACAAAAUAAGAUGCCCAUGCCCCUUGUGUGAUAACAGGCGUUUUCAUGAUACUGAAACAGUUAGAGUACAUUUGUACAAGAAGGGGUUUGUUCGUAAUUACUAUCAAUGGAUAUGUCAAGGGGAAAGCUUAGUAGAGUCCUCGCGUGUUCAGCCAAAUCAAUAUCGGGAUAUGGUUAUUGAUGCUCUUGGAAAUAAUCAAGAGCAUUUGGUGAAUGAAGAGGGUAAUUCAGUUGAAGAAGAACCAAAUGAUGAAGCUAAGAAGUUUAUAGACCUUCUAAAGGCAGCUGGAGAUCCAUUAUAUGAAGGGAGCAAACUCUCUGUGUUGGAGAUGGCAUCAAGAAUUGCAAGUUUGAAAUGUGAAUUCAACUUACAACACAGGUGUGUGGAUGGGUUUGCAUCUUUGAUGAAUGAUGCGAUUCCAAAUAACAACCAAAUGGGUAGAACUUUCAAUAGCACAAAGAAGGUUCUUGAGGGCUUGGAACUUCCUCAUGAGAGGAUCCACACAUGCCCUAAAGGUUGUUUGCUCUUCUGGAAAGGCGAUGCACAAUUAGAUAAAUGUAGAGUAUGCGGAAGUGAUCGGUAUAAGAAGACUGCAAAGGGUAAGCUUAUUCCAGCAAAAGUUCUAAUCUAUUUUCCAAUCACACCGAGGUUGCAAAGGUUGUAUGCUACCAAGAACAUUUCGGAGGAUAUGACUUGGCAUGCCAAGAAUCCCCGAGUUCAAAACACCUUCGCACAUCCUAGUGAUAGUCAAGCGUGGAAGCACUUGGAUACAACCUUUCCUAAUUUCGCAUCAGAGCCACGAAAUGUCAGGCUUGGUUUGUGCACAGAUGGAUUUGCCCCCCAUGGUAAAUUUGGAUCCCAAUAUUCAUGUUGGCCGGUUAUUCUUACACCAUACAACUUGCCUCCAUCGAUGUGUAUGAAAAGACCAUUCAUGUUCCUUUCUUUGCUCGUUCCCGGUCCUAAAAAUCCUAAAGGAAACUUGGAUGUGUACAUGCAACCACUCAUUGAAGAGUUGAAACAGUUAUGGGAGGUUGGGGCUAUGACUUAUGACAUCUCAAGCAAGCAGAAUUUCAACCUCCGCGCAGCCCUUUUGUGGACUAUUAGUGAUUUUCCUGCAUAUGGAAUGCUAUCUGGAUGGUCCACGGCCGGAAAGAAGGCUUGCCCUUAUUGUAUGGAUAAAAGCAAGGCAUUUUGGCUUGAACAUGGAGGUAAAGUUUCAUGGUUUGAUUGUCAUCGACAAUUCCUUCCACAUGAUCACCCUUUUCGAAAGAAUAAAACAGCUUUCUGCAAAAACAAAGUUGAAAAUGGCAUGGGUCCGCAUAUAAUGUGUGGAGAAGAAUUGUGGCAAUGCGUGAAGGACUUGCCUAAAGCAACUGAUGGUCCUGAAGCUCUUAAGAAGUUGAAGAGUGCCAAAAUGGGUUGGUUCAAACAAAGUAUUCUAUGGGAACUCCCAUAUUGGAAGGAUUUGCUUCUUCGUCACAACUUGGAUGUCAUGCACAUUGAAAAGAACUUUUUUGACCAACUCAUAAACACUGUGAUGGAUGUGAAAGGUAGCACCUCGGACACCACUAGUGCAAGGAAAGAUAUGGCUAAGUAUUGUAAACGUCGGCAGUUAGAGCUUGGAAAUGGAAAUCAAACCAUGCCAAAAGCACCCUUUGCACUUGACAAGGCUCAAAAGAAGGUGUUAUGUGAAUGGGUUCGAGACUUGAAAUUCCCGGAUGCUUAUGCUUCAAACUUGAGCAGGUGUGUUAAUCUUCAAUCAUGCAAGCUGUAUGGAAUGAAGAGCCACGAUUGUCAUGUCUUCAUGGAGAGGUUACUUCCGGUUGCUUUGAAGGAGUUGCUUCCCUUGCAUGUUUGGAAGGCAAUUACAGAGAUUAGUCAAUUCUUCCGAGACUUAUGCGCCCCCACUAUCAAAGCGAGUGACAUAGAUCGCUUGGAUAAGAAUAUAGCUGAGAUCUUGUGCAAGCUAGAGAAGAUUUUUCCACCUGCAUUUUUCAACUCAAUGGAACACUUGCCAGUUCAUCUUCCACAUGAGGCAAAGGUUGGUGGUCCCGUCCAGUACAGGUGGAUGUACCCAUUUGAAAGGUUUCUUAACCAUUUGAAGCGUAAGGUUGGAAAUAAGGCACGUGUAGAAGGCUCCAUAUGCAAUGCUUACCUAAUGGAGGAGAUUACGAACUUUUGUUCCCACUAUUUUCAACCUGAGGUUGACACCAAAGCAAGGGAUCUAGGAAGAAAUGUCCAUUCGGUUGUUGAGAACCAACAUGACGUUAAUAUCCCCGAGAUGUUCAGGGUGGAUUGUGGUCGUGCACCUACUAAUGGCCGUUUGCGCUUCUUGCAAGACAUGGAGUAUGAUCGAGCACAUCUUUAUGUGCUUGCAAACAGUGGCAUCUUAGGUGAAUAUGAAAGGAAAACUAUGAAAAAAAUGUUGCUGAAUGUGUUGAAAAAGGCAUUGCUAAAGAUCCCAACCAAAUCUACUUUGAGACAGUAGGUGGGAGAAAGAAGGGAAAGGUCCCCGGGCUGGGUAGUGGAGCCUCUCUAUACUUUGCACCAUCUAGAAGGGGUGGUAGUUCUUCUAGCUCAUACACCCCAUCUAUUUAUUCUCAAAUGUCAUCUCGAUUGGAAGAGACUCAACAACAGUUGACCCAAAAAUCCAUUGAGCUUGAAACAACAAAAAAUCAGAUGUUAAAGGCUAUGGAGGACGAUCUACUUUUGAGGCAAAGGGAGAGAGAAGAAAGAGAAGCAGAGCGACUACAGCACCAAAGGGAGAUGGAAAGGGAGAGACAAGAGAGAGAAAGGGAGAGACAAGAAAGAGAAGAACAUGCCGCCCAGAUGAAAAAGGCAAUGGAGUCUUACGAGCGGAUGUUCAGUCAGUGUACUGGUUUUCCUUUCUCGCAGUCGCAGGACCCUCGAGAUCCACCCGGAGGCGGGACACCUUUGUGUUAGGUAGUUAGUAUUCUUGUAUUAGUUUGAACUAGUUACAACUUUUCGUAUUAACAUGUUUGAACAACAUUAUGUGUAUUAUGAAUCUUUGUUGUAUGACUUUGAACAUGUUUAAUAUUAUAACAUCGAGCAGGUUUCAUACGA
Molecule: messenger RNA, 3212 nt
Organism: Spinacia oleracea (spinach)
Lineage: Eukaryota; Viridiplantae; Streptophyta; Magnoliopsida; Caryophyllales; Amaranthaceae
Exons: 3
Coding region: 1-2616 (871 amino acids)
Source: RefSeq, a predicted model, not a curated record